AUGGAUCCCCUGGAGGUGCCCCCUCUCACCCCAACUAGUAAGGAGGUGCUGUGCAAGGCCUUGAGCGCCAGUUUUGCCGGUUUCACCCAGGAAAGGCUCACCCAUCGCUUCCCGCAAGAUGUCACAUUAUGGUCUGAGUGGGAGGUGAACCACUGGCUGGACUGGUGCCGGGCCGAGUUUGGUCUGCACUUGUUGGGCUCAGAACUAAAGGGCCUGCAGGGUCAUGAGCUGUGUGGCCUGGACCGUGAAGCUUUCCUGGGCCUCACGUCUGACUACACCGCUGGAGAGAUCCUGUGGGAGCACUUGGAGAUCAUGAGACGCGGUACCGAAGAAACUCAACCAUUGGACAGAAUGAUGGCGUCUGGAGCGCUGCACAGACGACGUGCACAGAAUCAUCUCCCUGCCAGCCUCCUAGCAUUAAAGGUGAAUAUUGUUCAUGUACGCUUACACGCUGUCGUCAAAUAUUCUUUGUUUACAUUCUCAGACAAGCAAAGCUACCAUGUUGAGUACCUCGAGAGGACAGAGCACAACUCUGCUGAGGAAGCCCAGCACCAAUACUAUCUGCUCAAAAGCCAACAUCCAAUCAGGAACAAGAUUUCUCAGACAGCAACAAACAGCGAGAGCGACUCCGAAGCAGAGACGUCUUCCAGUGGCAACUUGAUGUGGACCGGCACUGAGGCGCAGUGUGAGGACAUUUUCACUUUAGCACAACCGUACAAAAGCUUCAAGGAGUAUGUGGGAGACAAGACAGACGUGGGCAAUGCGGUGAUACCAGCGGCCAUGCUCGCUGGUUAUACUGGAAGUGGUCCCAUUCAGCUGUGGCAGUUUUUACUAGAGCUGCUGACCGACCGCAGCUGUCAGUCGUGUAUCAGUUGGACGGGAGACGGCUGGGAGUUCAAGCUGACCAACCCCGAUGAGGUGGCACUGCUGUGGGGACGCAGGAAGCACAAGCCCAAGAUGAACUACGAGAAGCUGAGCAGGGGCCUGCGCUACUACUACGACAAGAACAUCAUCCGCAAGACGUCGGGCAAGCGCUACGUCUAUCGCUUUGUCUGCAACUUGCAAGAGCUGCUGGGAUACGAGCCGGGCGAGUUGCACGCCAUGUUAGACAUCGGGGCCAAGGCCCGCUAAUUAAGAUUUGAGCGAGAGCAGAAUUGCAGAUUAAGCUACUAUGGCCAUCUAUUGGACAACCUUUAAGUGAUCCCCACAUUUACAUGGCCAGAUUUAUAAACCAUGAAAAGAAGGCAAGUGGACAUGCUGAUUUAAUUUUACACGCCAGUGAACAAGUUGUCAGACAUGCAGCGAGCGAGUGUGGCAGGAUUACUUCCACCACUUUCACUAAUGGAAGACAGGAGAGUCUUUGUCCGUGUGGCCGAGUGUGGGUUAAGCCGACUGGACAAUCUUUGCGUCCACAAAAUAAAUACAAAUAUGGCCCUGACAUACAGAUGCACAGCAGACACACUGAACCCUGCUUAGCUGAACACCUAA
This is a messenger RNA of Dunckerocampus dactyliophorus (ringed pipefish), 1488 nucleotides long. Its product is annotated as protein C-ets-1-like. Gene Ontology annotation, biological process: regulation of transcription by RNA polymerase II; cell differentiation. Gene Ontology annotation, molecular function: sequence-specific DNA binding; DNA-binding transcription factor activity, RNA polymerase II-specific. Gene Ontology annotation, cellular component: nucleus. The record is from RefSeq and is a predicted model, not a curated record. The transcript is spliced from 6 exons. Bases 1 to 1131 code for a protein of 376 amino acids. Lineage: Eukaryota; Metazoa; Chordata; Actinopteri; Syngnathiformes; Syngnathidae.